UCAACUCUUUCAAAUUUGAGUUUUUGUUUGAAAAUGGAAGACGUCUGAAUCUGUUGCUCAAUUUGUUAUUUCCGUUUUUUCGGUGAAAAAAUUGCUUGGAACAGUGCGAAACCGGUCGGAAAUUGUACGUGAGUGUGCCGGGCAGUGUUUUUGCGUCAUUUGGAAGUGCAUUUCGCCGGAUUUGGUGCCGAAAAGAAUGAGUUUCUAGUGACACGGUUGCAGUCAGUCCGUCAGUGCUGGAAUAUUUUGCUGCUGGGAUUCGAUUUUUCAUGUGUUUUUGGAGAGACGAACAAUCAUCAUCACUCGGCGACUCUGUGCGCGGUUUUGGAUUUUGCCGUGGAAUAGUUUCGACAACAAUUGCGGGCGCCUUAUUCGGUCGCGUUGUGUGUGUAGUUAGGUAACGACGAUGACGACGACGACGUGCCUAAACGGUGGAUGCCUUUUAAAAAGUUGUGCAUCGAUCCAUCCAGAGCUCCGUGAAGAAACUACGCGAAUGUGAGCCGAUUGAGAUAAAGAUCUUUUAGUGUAACGUACGCCAGCCCAGCCAGUAGUGAGAAUCCUGAAAUGUGAAAGCCCUGAAGAAGGCCAAGCCACUACUAGAAGGGGCAGCAUAAAACGUGGAAUGUUUGUCGGUGUAUGUGGCCCUCUUAAGGCGACAGGUGAUUCGCAACAAACGAGAGCACGACGAAGAGUGGAGAGAAAAAUAAAGCGGUCGAAGAACCUGGCCCAGUCCCCGAGUGCCGGACGGGGCGUGAAGAGAGUCAGUCAAGUGCCACGACAAUCAACCAGCCAACUACAAAAAAGAAAAAGAAGUUUUACACUGUGUUGUGCCUCCUCCAAGAUGAUGAUGAGGAUGAUGGGAGGAAGAUAAUAUGGAAAGGUGAUCAAAAACCGCGCGCAUGGAAGAAGGAGCUACAUGUGCAGCUAAAAAUACAACCCAAUCAACGGUCGGUUCGGUGGGUCGAAAGUGCAUUUAAAUGUUGUGUGUUUUGUUGUUUUUUCGGUUGGAAAUUCCAAUUUAGUGCCUCAUCAUUCGCCCGGAGAAUGAGUGUGUAUGGGCGAGGAGGGUAGCAUCUGUGUGUCAUUGAUACAAGGUUUCAACUAUAAUACGUUCCAAAACCGAACCAACACAAGAAACGGAAAGCAACGAUGGCGGUGUCCGCGCCAGGGAAGAACUGACCAAACGAGUUGUGCUUUUCGGAAUCGAGUGAGUGGAAACUGAUGUUGCUGUGAAGGUAGCAACGUUUCAAUGACAGAGAAAAGUGAAAUUAAAAAGCCCAAGAUGAAUGAUUCAAUGAUGCCGAAUGGUGGUGGCGGUGGUGGAAAUGGAAGUGGAUCUACUGGAGUGGCUGCUGCAGGUGGUGCAGGCUCUAGUAGUACGAUCAGUGCGAAAUCCGAAACCGGUAAAGAUUUGUCGAAAGUGGGCGUAAAUAGUAGUACUAUGAACGGCGCUGGUAGUGCUGGUAGUGGCUCGGGAGGCACCGGAAGAGCUAGUGAUAACGGUUCCGAUACGCUGGGAUCUGAAGCGUCGACGAUGAUGAUGAUGAAUCCUCCCCCCGGAGGCGGAGGCGGGCCGCCACACAGUCAUCAUCAUCUUCAUCACAUGCAUCAUCACCACCAUGGCCAUAACCAUCACCAGCAGCAGCAGCAGCAACAAGUUCCCAUGGGUAUGACCAAUGGUGGAGGCGGUGGUGGUGGGGGUGGGUUCUACGAUCAAAAGUCGGAUAUUUCGUCGACGGCGCAGACCGAAGAGGACGAUGGGCUUGGACCAUUGCCGCCCAAGUGGGAGAAGGCGUACACCGACAGCGGAGAGGUGUAUUUUAUCGACUCAUCCUGGUCAGUGGCGCUUACUGAUCCGCAUUUUGUCACUAUCAACUGGCCCCACAACACUGGCACCUCACACUGGCUGGAUCCGCGAUUGUCCAAGUUCCAGAAGAAAUCCCUCGAAGACUGCCAGGACGACGAGUUGCCGUAUGGAUGGGAGAAGAUCUGCGAUCCUCACUACGGCACCUACUACAUAGAUCACGUCAAUCGUAAAACGCAGUAUGAAAAUCCGGUCUUGCAAGCGAAGCGUAUGACCGAACGCGGCUCGGCAAUGUCCGUUGGAGGACACAGUUCCAACGGAAUGAACGGCAGCAUUGGCGGUGGUGGAGGUGUUGGCGUCGGGGGAGUUGGCCAUGACGAAGUCGGGAAUGGAGUUGGAGGACGGGUGAAUCACUUCACGAAGAAUCCGGCCAAUUUGCGAGGCGAUCGAUUGAUGACGACCCUGGUUAAAUCGACGCGAGGACUGGGAUUCACGAUAGUUGGUGGGGAUGAUAAUGUGGAAGAGUUUCUGCAGAUCAAAUCGAUAGUUCCGAAUGGUCCAGCUUGGAUCGACGGGAAGCUUAAAACGGGAGAUGUGUUGGUGUACGUGAACGAUAUUUGUGUUCUUGGAUUCACGCACCACGAGAUGGUGAACAUUUUUCAGUCGAUUCUACCGGGGGAAGAGGUACAUUUGGACGUUUGCCGUGGGUACCCAUUGCCUUUUGACCCGAAUGAUCCGAAUACGGAAGUUGUUACGACAAUCGCUGUGGACGGGUUGAACAAUGGAGCCAUGACUGAGUCCGAUCUAAAGUUCUUAGAAACGGGUGGUUUCAUGGACUCGGGUGAUGUUCAGCAUAAAAAUCCUCUGGCGAAGAUCCAGUCCGGAAGUGCCACUGCCAAUGGGGGCGAUGUGUACUUCAGUGAUACUCAUCCGUAUCAGCAGCAUUACAAGAGCAAGGAAAAUGCAUUUGAAAUUCCAGAGAUUUUACACAUUAACAUAGUGAAAAGUGAUAAUGGGUUUGGGUUCACGAUAACCGAUAGCUCGUAUGGUCAAAAAGUGAAGAAAAUUUUGGACCGGCAGUGUUGUAAAAAUUUGCAAGAGGGGGAUGUGUUGUUGAGUAUCAACUCCAUACCGGUGAAGGAUAUGUCGCAUAAUGAAGUAGUGCAAGUGUUGAAAGAUUGUCCGAAGAACAUCGAAACUACGUUAAAAGUGCAGAGGGGUCCUUCGGCACUGCUGGUCGGCAGCAGUAAGAUGACGAACAAACUGCGAAAGAGCAUUGAAAUGGCAAAGUUUGGCGGAGGCUUGCUGAAGAAAGACGGUUACGGCAUCGGAGGUAAUAGUUUGUUCAGGAGUAAAACUCCGACCGCAGAUCUGUACAGUACUCAGGCUAAGGAAAUUCUUCCGACAAGGCCAAAAACUCCCCUGGUCGAUACCCGAGCCAGAGCCAAAACUCCUUCUUUGCCAUUGUCCGACCUGAACACGGAUGAAAUCGAGUUAGACGUCAACAAGAAUACUGGGGAUCAUAAGAUGGAACUCAAUCUGAAUCUCAAAUCCAACAGUAGUUCCCACGACAACGAUUCCAUCGCGAAUGAUAUCGGUUCGUUCCACAACGAAGACCAAUUCCAUUCCGGAAAACACCCGAAUCUUGCCGACAGGCUUGGAGAGCUAACCAUAAGCAGUUCCAACAAUAGCACCACGGAUACCAUCUACCACAACCAUCAACCUCAGUAUGGUCCCGGAAGUCACCUCCAGCAUCAGCAAAACUUCAACAGCCAUGGUUACAAUCACUUGUACUCACCUCCUCUUAUUCCUCCCCCACCAGUGCCACCACUAUCUGCAAAUCAUGCCGGCUAUGCUCCUAAUCCUUUGCCACUGCAGCCCACAUAUCAUCACGAGAGUUGUUUCUGUUACGACUGUCAAGAUUAUCAACGCCAACAACAACUUCUUCACCAACAACAGCAGCAACAACAACAUCAACAGAUGUAUCAGCAGCAAACACUGAAUCGUUCCUACGGGAAUAACCCAAGCCAUUUGCAGCAACAGCAGCACCCGUACCAAUUGCCACCCCAAAUGAGCGACAACAUCGGUAAACGACUGAACGAGUAUUUGAUGGAUCGAAAGCGAUCUUUGCACCAGCAGCAGCAACAACAACAACAGCAGCAACACCACCAGCCUCAGUAUGAUAACCUGUAUCACCAUCAUAAAGCACCAGUGCCACUUCCGCCGCAACACCAACAGCCUCCGCAGCAGCCCCCAACGCAGUUCGAUCAGCACUUCUACCCGAGCCAACCGGGCAGCUGGCGGUCGGCUCCAGGUCAACAUUCGCCGCAACUGUACGGCGGAGGGGCACCGUUCAUGGCGCCCGUCCCGAUGGAAGAGUACUCGUUGACGGAGGUGACGCUGGAGCGGCAGGCCCUUGGGUUCGGGUUCCGGAUCGUCGGCGGCACAGAGGAAGGCUCGCAGGUCACCGUCGGACACAUCGUGCCGGGCGGAGCGGCCGACAAGGACACGAGGAUCGCCUCCGGCGACGAGAUCCUCAACAUCAACGGAGUCAAUGUGGAAAACGCCUCUCACCACCGGGUGGUGCAGCUGAUGGGUGAAGCGGGUCUUCGCGGUCAGGUAACGAUGAUACUGCGACGGCGAAAGCUAUCGAAGCCACCUCCUCCGCCGCCCAAUCCCCGCUAUCCGUACAACGUGCUGGUGUCCCGCAACGAGAACGAAGGCUUCGGGUUCGUAAUAAUCUCCUCCUCCGGCCAGUACCACGGUUCCUCGAUAGGGGAUCUCAUCCCGGGCAGCCCGGCCGAACGUUGUGGGGAGCUGAAAAUCGGCGAUCGCAUUGUAGCGGUCAAUUCGAUCGACAUCACCGGCAUGAGCCACGGUGACGUGGUCAACCUGAUCAAGGAGUCCGGCCUGCAAGUACAACUGACGAUUGGCUGUCCCCGACCGGAUGGGGCCGGGCCACCACUGAUUCAGACGGCCACGGCAGCUGCAGCCGCAUCCAUAGCGGCGUCCAAUGCGUCCAAUACCAGCGGCAACGAGAUGUACGUUAGCAGUAGCAACGGUAGCAAUUCCGGCGGAGUGGGUGGUCCCAUGACCAAUCGAUACCCGGCGAUGAUAUCCUGAUUGAGGACGAAGAAAGUUCUCCUCAGGCGGUCGUCCCAGUCGAUCGAGGAGGAACUGGAGGAAGAUUGAAGGAGGAAGCCUCUGAAUCAACCAAAGCAUUCGUUUUUAAGUUUUGUAUCAUAAGGAGACUAUGGGUAAGUAAUUAGCAUUGUGGGAAAGUCGAGAGGCCGCUGACCGUGCGUGAGGAGAGAGAGAGAACCUGUUUUAAUUAGCAGUUGUUGUAAGCUAUUCAUAGACCGGACGGUUGGUUAGCAGUGUUUACACGUCGUCAUAGCUAUAUUUUAGUUGUUUUAGUAUAGUAAUUCGUUGGUACACCGACGAUAUGGAUGGGGGAAAUGGGUUACAUCAACAGAUUGCAGCAAGGGAUGCAGCCGCGAGUAGCAGAGGGAGUGUGAAUGAAGAAACGCAGCAGAUAGAAACAAAGUGGCAAUAGGAAAGAAAAACUCGUACUAAGAUACAGGCGUUUGUUAGGAGGGCGCGGCGGUGCCUACAUGUGGUUUUCAGCUUGUUCGGUGGUCCUUCCACCACAAACAGUGCAUUCGCCGUCCAUGUGCAGUUGUCCGCAGCAUUUGUUGAUGCACCUAUUAGUACUAAAACUACCGACAUUGUUGUUAUCCAUCAGAUAAAAUCGGUUACGCUGUCGGACGGAUGGUUGGCGGAUAAUUGCUAGGUCUAUAGCAUGCAGUGCAUGCUCGUCUGUGUUGUGUAAGAAUGAAGAUGUGUCGCUUUUUUUUUAUUUCAGGGACUCAACGUCACACACGUGCUCCUAAUUAGGGGCGGCUCAUGGUAAAUGACACAGCGAUUUUUUGAAUCGCAGAUACACCAAGUCCAAAAGAGAAUUGCACUUUUGGCAGAAUUCAAUGUUAAUUGUUUCAAAUUUGAAUUUAUUUGAAUAUAUAUUUUAGUUGAACUUUUUGUAGAUAACUCUUGGAUUUUUUCCUGAGUUUCUUCAAUGAAUUCAACAAAUGACUCCUUCUGAUAUUCCUAACAAAUUGUUUUUAGGAAGUAUUCUGUUGAUUCUUUGAUGGUGUUAAUUAAAAAUUCGACCAUUUCCCAGAAAAAGUUAUUCUAUCAUUACUUCUUUUUUGUAUAGCAGUACCUAGGCGUGUAAACUUCUUUGAA
Aedes aegypti (yellow fever mosquito) is the source of this 6049-nucleotide messenger RNA. It is a transcript of the gene Magi, whose product is annotated as membrane-associated guanylate kinase, WW and PDZ domain-containing protein 1. The record is from RefSeq and is a predicted model, not a curated record. Gene Ontology annotation, molecular function: protein binding. NCBI's taxonomy places the organism in Eukaryota, Metazoa, Arthropoda, Insecta, Diptera, Culicidae. Gene Ontology annotation, cellular component: cytoplasm. The transcript has 6 exons. Gene Ontology annotation, biological process: hippo signaling. The coding region runs from base 1250 to 4927 and encodes 1225 amino acids.